Panicum virgatum (switchgrass) is the source of this 1073-nucleotide messenger RNA. RefSeq names its product myosin-1-like. The transcript has a single exon. Bases 203 to 628 code for a protein of 141 amino acids. Lineage: Eukaryota; Viridiplantae; Streptophyta; Magnoliopsida; Poales; Poaceae. The record is from RefSeq and is a predicted model, not a curated record.
CUACCGCGCAGCCGGAAGCGAACACGCCGGCGCCUAUAUAUACGCGCCCUCGCCGCGCCCAAGUCCCACCCCCGCCCAACCUUUCGUCCACCACAAGCCCAGGCGAAUCGCGAGUCCGAAGCUUCCAUUCCCAUUUCCAGAGCGACCCCGAAGCGCGCAGCGGGAGCCGAUCAGGCGAGCGGCGAACCGAUCGACGGCCGCAAUGGCGAUCGCCGAGGAGCUGUGCGAGUCCGAGGUGCUGUGGCCCGAGGCGGCGGCCCACGACGACGACGGCGACGCGCCGGAGACCGCGCCGCCCGGCUGCAGCUCGUCGUCCCCGGCGCUGGCGCCGCGGUCCAGGACGGCGCCGGCUCGGCGAGGAGGAGUCCCCGACCCCGAGGCGCCGCGACGCGCGGGCUCGCGGCCGGUGGACAUUCCUAGGCCCGCCGCGCGCUCGGUGGCCCUCUGGAGCGACGACGACGACGACGUCGGCCGGAGCGGCACCAUGGUGCCGCCGCACGUGCUGGUGUCGCGGCGGCGGUUGGAGGGGGCGGCGGCGUUCGCGCUGCGGUCGGGGCCGGGCCGGGCGCGCGAGCUCAGCCACCUGCGCAACUCCGUGCUGCGCAUGACCGGCUUCAUCGAAGGAUGACAAGGCUGACCCGUGCUCUGUGGUGUGUGCUUGUGCGAGCAAGACUAGUCAUCGCCAUCGGGCAUUUGUCUUCGCAGUCGGCAACUCGGCAUCAUUGCCUAUUUUGUUCGUAUAUCCGUUUCCCAGUGGUCCCUGAUCACAUUGCAUCUCGAUUUGUUUAGAGGAAGCUCUGAACAUGUUCCUUGUGUGUUCAAUCCAUGUGGGGAGAAGUUUCCAUUGCUAAUUGUCACGGGAUUUAAACCAUUUUUGGUGGAUAACAUGUGUGUCUCCUUCGACCAAACAGGUUUACUAGUCUAGUCUGAAUGUCUGGUGAGUUUUUUUAAUCCUUUUUGAACUUGUUUGUUUCAUAUUUGGGGAUUGCUCACCGCACCUGCCACGCGGUAGUUUUUUUUUUUAUCCUUAUGUCUGAUGAGUUGAACUAGAGUAAAACGUGCAAUUUACCAGA